ACGGCGGACGACCAGUUUCUUCGCAACAGGCUGUGAGCACACAGCAUCUUUCCUUUUCAAAAUGUCGGUGUUCGGGCCAAUGGUGAAAAUCCACCCUGUGGUUCUAGCCUCCAUCGUUGACGCUUAUGAGCGAAGGAAUGAGGGUGCGAGUCGAGUUAUCGGGACAUUAUUAGGCACCAUUGACAAACAGACCGUGGAAUGUACCAACUGCUUCUCUGUCCCACACAACGAGUCCGAAGAUGAGGUGGCUGUGGACAUGGAAUUCGCUAAGAACAUGUAUGAACUUCACAAGAAGGUUUCCCCAAGUGAAGUCAUCAUUGGCUGGUAUGCGACCGGAUUUGACAUCACAGAGCACUCUGUCCUGAUCCACGAGUACUACAGCCGAGAGGCCACCAACCCCAUCCACCUCACCGUGGACACCGCCCUGCAGAGCGGCAAGAUGAACAUCCGUGCCUACGUCAGUGCUCAGAUGGGCGUGCCGGGGAAGACAGUGGGAGUGAUGUUCACCCCACUCACCGUGAAGUACAUCACUUACGACACAGAGCGCAUUGGAGUUGAACUUCUCCAGAGGACGCGGGCUUCUCCGAGUCGGACCAAUGGGUUGACCUCUGACCUUGCUCAGGUGGGCGGGGCGGCGGGCAGCACCCAGGAGAUGCUGACCACUGUACUGGCGUACAUAGAAGACGUGCUGGCUGGUAAGGUGUCUGCAGACAACAGUGUUGGUCGUUUUCUCAUGGAUCUGGUCAACAAGGUGCCCAAGAUCCCAGCCGAGGACUUCGAGACCAUGCUGAACUCUAACAUCAACGAUCUGCUGAUGGUGACCUACCUGUCCAACCUGACUCAGGCUCAGAUCGCGCUCAACGAGAAGCUGGUGGUCAUGUGAUCUCUGGUCAUCUGGUCAUGUGACCUGUGAGAGUUGAGAGGUCUCUAGCAGACUUGUGCUCUGGGGCUGAGAGGAUGCCUCAUAUUUAAACCAGCUUAACUUUCUUUUUCUGAUUUGCUGUUUUUUUUUUUUUUUUUUUUCUUAAUAAAUGACAACAUUGGAGAGUGAA
Messenger RNA from Clupea harengus (Atlantic herring), 1052 nucleotides. It is a transcript of the gene eif3f, whose product is annotated as eukaryotic translation initiation factor 3, subunit F. Bases 62 to 883 code for a protein of 273 amino acids. Lineage: Eukaryota; Metazoa; Chordata; Actinopteri; Clupeiformes; Clupeidae. Gene Ontology annotation, cellular component: eukaryotic translation initiation factor 3 complex, eIF3m. Gene Ontology annotation, molecular function: translation initiation factor activity; metallopeptidase activity; translation initiation factor binding. Gene Ontology annotation, biological process: translational initiation. The transcript is spliced from 8 exons. The record is from RefSeq and is a predicted model, not a curated record.